AAACGAAAAAAGCCCGGAAGCGGAGUUUGGAUACGCCCCCUUCCUGCUCGACACAAGCCUCGAAGCCUCUCUUCGUUUUUCCCAUCAAUACACGCGUUGGCAUUUGAUAGUGAUUUGAGGCUUUAGCUCUGUACCAUGGGGAAGAGCAGGAAAAAUCAAUCAAACAAACCAGAAAAACGAGUGGAAAGGGGAGGACUGAAACAGAGUAAACAGACCCUAAAAAGAGACGAAAAUCCCAAGAAAGUCAAACCGGAGGACCAUCUUAAACACAUCCCCUUCAGGCUUCGAGAGAUCAUAAAGAGCAAAGACAAAGUGAAAAAAGGCUCAUUUGGAGUCAAAAAGCUCAAAACUGCCACCACCCGUCACAAUAAACAAGAUGGGCUACUGAAUGGAGACAUACCUGUCCCUUACUUCAAGAGACAGAGGGGUGAAAGUGAAUGUGCUUACAUUAAACGCAUGGAGUCCGAGACAAAACACGUCCUCUUCCUCACCAAGAACCAAGUGGACAGAAAUCCUGAGCUCGGUGCAGGCAAGCAGGAGCUGCCUGCUGGAAAGGGCAAGUCUGAGAAGAAGAGAGAGCAUGAUAAACUGCGACUGAACAGGCUGCAGCAGAAAAAGCUCGACAGACAGGAAGCCAAAAUGGAGAAAGAGAUGUUUUUAGAUAAUGUUCCCUUUGGUGAAGUGACUAUGGCUCCUCCAUCGCUAAGUAUCAAACCUAUAAAAGCUCAAACCAAUUAUAAGAAGGCGUCAAAGGAGCUUCUGCUUAACUCUCUACUGGGUCACUCUGUAGCCUCCAAAGGUAAACCAUCCAUGGCCAGACAGAGGCUCAUAGAAGAAGAAAGGCAACGUGUGGUCGAGACCUACCGCCAGCUGAAGAAACAGAAGCAAAAGCAGAGAAUCUGGGAAUAACUCAUAAUUUGAGGCUGAACUCCCAACAAAAGUCUGUGUCAGUGACUUCAGCAGGCUGAGAUGUGCAGAAACCGAUGAGAUGAUCCCUUGAAGAUUGCAUGUGCAAUUGUCAUGUGGUAAAAAGCAUAUUUUCAUCUGUGUACAUGUAUCAAAUGAUUGGCAGCAUUCAUUUGCCAACCUUAUGUUUGGCUGAAACAAGAACAGUGAACUGUUGUUGAAAGACUGUUCAUCCCUAAAUGCACGUGCGUGCAUGCCACGCGCACAUUCUUGUAGUGAUUGUGUCAUUAUCAGACAUUACACAUCCUUAUUUCAAUAACGAUGCCUGUAUGUGAGUGUAUUUGUAAACCCGUAUAUCACAACAUGCAAAGAUUUCCUUUUGUGGGCCAGAUUUGGUUACUGCAAUUUCAGUUUCUGUGGGUUGCCAGAUAGUGAUAGCAAACUAAAGUUUAUAUGUAUAACAACCAUGAAAUACUA
Nothobranchius furzeri (turquoise killifish) is the source of this 1383-nucleotide messenger RNA. RefSeq names its product coiled-coil domain containing 137 (gene ccdc137). Gene Ontology annotation, cellular component: nucleus. Lineage: Eukaryota; Metazoa; Chordata; Actinopteri; Cyprinodontiformes; Nothobranchiidae. The record is from RefSeq and is a predicted model, not a curated record.